This is a messenger RNA of Nerophis lumbriciformis (worm pipefish), 2733 nucleotides long. It is a transcript of the gene parp16, whose product is annotated as poly (ADP-ribose) polymerase family, member 16. The record is from RefSeq and is a predicted model, not a curated record. Gene Ontology annotation, molecular function: NAD+ poly-ADP-ribosyltransferase activity. Lineage: Eukaryota; Metazoa; Chordata; Actinopteri; Syngnathiformes; Syngnathidae.
ACUUUUCUUUGUCGGCGAGAACAAAUCGAGGUGCCGCAUUGUAACAGCAUUCCAGUAGUAGUUGUCGUUUAGGCAUCUUUUAGAUUAGCAGCGAGUCACUUCGCGGUAGUUAGCAUUAGCUGUAAGCUAACCCAAUAUCACUCUAAACAUGACAUGGAUUGAUCCAAAGUUCCUGGGAAUGCAGCCGCCGCUCCCAUCCGAGGUCGUCCGAGAGUUGGUGUGCUCCUGUCUGCACAGAGAUCCCGUAGCGGCAGAUCUUCGUUGCAGCCUGUUUGUUGCCGCUGCUCAAAACUACAAGAAGGACUCUUUGCUUCGACCCUUCCCUCCUCGAUACAUAAACGAUGACACUAAAGACUUUGAUGCACUGUUGACAGAUGUGAACUCCUUCCCUGGUGUGAGAGACUUGGUAAGACUGCGACCAGGAGAGCGAGAGCACCACGUAGCCUUGGCACACUGGAUUCUCUCUUCCAAGAGCUUUGCUGUCAAGACACUACAAAAAGACGAGUAUGGCAAACUUUGUUCCCUGACAGAAAAUGACAGCCUUGCUGCACCUGCGCCAGACUUUCUGUUUGAGCUGGAGUACUGCGACCAGUUGAACGCAAGGUUUGACCGGACGAGAGCAGACCGAGAUGUCUUCUACGCCUUCCAUGGGAGUCGCCUGGAAAACUUUCACUCCAUCAUUCACAACGGGCUGCACUCUCACCUCAACAAGAACUCAGUGUUUGGAGAGGGGACCUACCUCACCAGUGACCUCAGCUUAGCCGUCCUUUACAGUCCCCACAGCAGUGGUUGGCAGGAAAGCCUCCUGGGUCCACUUCUCAGCUGUGUUGCCUUGUGUGAAGUCAUCGAUCACCCAGAUGUCAAGUGUCAGGUGAAGAAAAAAGACUCUGAAAUCCUUGACCGUCAACGUUCACGGGCCAAAAACAGCGAGGGAGGCGACGUGCCACAGAAAUACUUUGUGGUCACAAACAAUCAGCUUUUACGUGUCAAGUACCUGUUGGUUUACUCUCAGAGGAGAUACCUGUCCAGACAUUCCCGCAGUAAUUCCUGGUUCCUGAGACACCACUUUGCCAUCAUGAUGAGUCUCUACCUUCUGCUGCUCAUAUUCAUUGGCACCUUCAACUCCAACGCCUUCAUAUCCUUUUGGAACCGACAAUUCAGAUGACAAAACAAAAAAAAAACUGAUUGACUCGAGUCUUUAUCCGCUGUGCCUUCCUGGUCAGACUCCAACUGGAGGCCUCGACUCACUGACUUAUUUUCUACUCGUAGCUAAUACUUGACUUCUUUCAACUGUCGUCGCCGUGCAGAAACGGAACUAAUUGUCAGCAGAUGUAACCGUCUGACUUCUUCCUUUUUAAUAUGUCUGUAUAAAAAUAAAAGUAGAGCACAGUCUACCAAGUUAAAAACCUCUUUGGGGUUGUGAAAUGAAUCACCUCUGCAGAUUUGUAGAGAAAAGUAUUCCUCCAAUUGACCAAACCUGUUAUGCUUACAGACUUUGAGUCAGUAAGCAUAAGAUUAUUUAACACUUUGCGAGAUAAGAGCGUGACAAUAUUUCUCAACCACAGUCGCAAAUGAGAUAUUUGUUUUGUUCACUUUAUUAAAAGACUGUAUUCCUCUUAUAAGUACCUUUGAUUAACUUUGGAAUAUUCACGUACAGUACAUAAGUGUUAGACCACUUCCGUGUGACUAAACUUAUCUGCUUAAUUUCUCAUAAAUUCAAUUUACCGAAUCAGAUUUGACUAUGAAAAUCCUUAAUCGAAGACAACCUUAAUUAUUUUAUUACUAAUAGACUUAUUUAAUUUCAUUUAUUCUAAUUCAACUGUUAACAUUUUUAGUUUUAAUUUGUGAAUGAAGCAACCGUCAAAUGCUUACCGUAUAUUCAUUCUUCGGUCAUGCAUGCAAAGCCAAAAAAACAUUUCAAAAUCCACUUGCAUUGUUUUGUGACUCGGUUGAAUAGAAUUCAGUGGAACCUUGAUUUACAAACUUAGGAAUUGGUUCUUGAAACCGAAAAGUUCGUACAAUGAAGCAGAGUUCCCCAUAAGAAUCGAUGUAAACAUGAAUAACUGGUUCCAGCCUCAACAAAAGUCCGUAUUUGAGUAAAAACUGCACACUUUGGAGACCCACAUAUGUAUGUAUGUAUAUAUAUAUAUAUAUAUAUAUAUAUAUAUAUAUAUAUAUAUAUAUAUAUAUAUAUAUAUAUAUAUAUAUAUAUAUAUAUUAGGAGUGUGCAUCUCUACCUUAAAUAGCAAUCCAAUAUGAAUCUCGCAAUAUGGGUUACGAUACGAUUCGCUAACAAUACUUUUGUAAUCAUUACAAUUCGAUGCAGAUGGAAACUGCAUGGUGAAAAUGAAUUAAAUUAUAUCAGAACAAUGUCAUGUGUUUGUAUUUCAAAUAGACAUAUACAAAAGAGGCGGUUCCUGUAUUUUUAGCAAGUAGAACUGUCAACUUCAAGGCAUUGCAAGCCAUAAACAUAACAAAAAGAAAAGAUGUGUAAGUUACAAAAUGCAAAGUAUGAUUAAAACUGUAAAUUAGUUUUCUUCUGUUGAUUCUUAGUUUAGUUGUAUUUUUAUGUGUUAUACAUUUUUAAAUGUUAGCGUAUCAAACUUCAUCAAAAGACUGAAGGGUUAUGAUAUUCACAAACAAACCAAAUUUGCUUGAUUUAUUUGAAGCGUGACAGUGAUGAAACAUUUACAUCUCACCCGAGGCAGAAACAGCGGUAGCUGUAUGUAUGUA